Molecule: messenger RNA, 127 nt
Organism: Dentiscutata heterogama
Lineage: Eukaryota; Fungi; Glomeromycota; Glomeromycetes; Diversisporales; Gigasporaceae
Source: the annotation of a GenBank genome assembly
AAUCAAACGUGUCCUUGGAAAGAAACAAAAACAGAAUCGUCCUAUUCCUCAAUGGAUCCGUCUUCGUACUGGAAAUACGAUUAGCUUAACAUUUAGUUUACCAACUAAAGCUGCUAAGAAAGAUUAG